Messenger RNA from Venustampulla echinocandica, 555 nucleotides. RefSeq names its product putative dUTP pyrophosphatase. The record is from RefSeq and is a predicted model, not a curated record. Bases 1 to 555 code for a protein of 184 amino acids. The transcript is spliced from 2 exons. NCBI's taxonomy places the organism in Eukaryota, Fungi, Ascomycota, Leotiomycetes, Helotiales, Pleuroascaceae. Gene Ontology annotation, biological process: dUMP biosynthetic process; dUTP catabolic process. Gene Ontology annotation, molecular function: dUTP diphosphatase activity; magnesium ion binding.
AUGUCCGCAACCUCCCCACCAGCCUCACCACUCCCCAAACGUCUCAAACCCAACCCAGCAUCCCCCACAGCACCAUCAAAAAUGGCAUCAACAUCAGCCAACCCAACACCAGAGGUGACGAAGGUCGACGCCCAGCCCGCGCUCCUCAUCCAGAAACUCUCAGACAAGGCGCGCCUACCUACACGUGGGAGCGCUUUCGCCGCUGGGUAUGACAUAUAUGCGGCUAAGGAUACCGUAGUACCAGCACGAGGAAAGGUGCUCGUUGAUACAGAUAUCAGCAUGGCUGUUCCAGCUGGGACAUACGGCCGUAUAGCACCAAGGUCUGGCCUGGCAUCCAAACACAUGAUCGAUACCGGCGCCGGGGUUAUCGAUGCGGAUUACAGGGGCCAGGUAAAGGUUCUGCUGUUUAAUCAUAGUGAGAAGGAUUUUGAGGUUAAGGAGGGGGAUCGUGUUGCGCAAUUGGUGCUGGAGAGGAUUUAUACACCGGAGGUUGUCGAAGUAGAGAAGCUAGAGGAGAGCGUUAGAGGGGCAGGAGGGUUUGGUAGUACGGGCUAG